UCAUUCUGCGUGUCUGUCGGUGUGGAUCGCAUUCCUUGCCGGGUCGCUUCGAAGUCCGCUCGCUCUACUCUACGCCUGACAGCAGCCCGAGCGCCUGUCUCAAUUCACCGCGCCUUAUUGCCAAGUCGAUCGGUCUCGUCCUCAAGAAUCCCCGGUCAUUUUCGUAGCGGCGUUCAGUGAUGGCAUCUCGACCGUGGUCCGUGAUCCUGAUCUGCGCCUGCGCGGCAUUUGCGGCUGCGUCUGCGGCGGAGCUGCAGUUCGAGGUCGACGAAAGAACAAUGCAGCACGACAUUCUGUUCCGUCAGCAGCCGAAUCAGAGGAAUGGCGUUGGCGGGCCGUGCCGCAACAGCAACCACUGUCAGCCACAGCUGUGCUGCCUCCUGGCUAGGGACCACACACGCACGUGCCAGCCCAUGUCCAAGAUCGGGCAAAAGUGCACCAACGGCCAAGUGAAGGGCGGCGCCUACCCGGACCACUGCCCCUGUCUAGAAGGCCUUUGCUCACUGACGCGGGAUCGGCUUCACAACUUCGGCGACAACGGAGUAUGCGUACCACCAAACCAGGGUCAACGUCCCGUGGCGUCAGGAUUCCAGCAGAGGCCACAGUUUCCCAGGCCCUAGCGGAGCGCAGCCGCUGGAAGCGUCCAAUGCUGAUUGGACGGUCUCCGAAGAGGCUUCUUGUAACACUGUAUUCAGUUGCAUUUUUGUACCGCAAGCUCCAGCGAACAAUAGGAAUGUCUACCAUAUGUCAGCUUGAUGGUGUCCCCCUGCACUCACAAACAAUUACUUACGAACGGUACUUAGGUAACGACAUCUUUUCUUAGUGUUCGUUUUUUCGCCGCGAAGUAAUACACUGGGAACACAGACUUUAAAGAUGCAUUAAACACAAAGAUAAGUUGAGCUGUUUAGUAAGUUAUGCUUCAACAAUGCCACAGAAGCGACUUGCCGAGAGAAGAGUCUUCUUCAGCCAGAAAGGACGCAAACCGCGGAAUACGAGUGGCGACGCCCCGUGCAUGUUCGCGAACCAGUUCGUCGUGACGUCAUGAAUUUUGAUGACGUUUGCUCGGGCUCAGUUUUCCUUUAUUGGUAAAACACAGAACACGCCGUAUUUCAAGGAAGCCACAGACUGACCUGAGGAACUAUUGAACACAGGUUUAAUGGCGCCGCAACGGGCCAGACGUAUGGGAGAAUGCAUUGAAGUUUGUGACGUCACGGUGAUGUUGCGGGAGAAGGGCUUUGGCGGGAACUUCAAAAGCUGGAAAGUCUGGCCUUCAAUUUCUCUUUUAGCUAUCCGCCUCUCACCGCGCAAUAACAACAAUGAAAUUUUGAAGAAAAAACUUUACCAAUGUAAACUAAUUCUGUGUUUGGUUUCAUUGUUUCUUUAAGAUAGCAGGCUUGACGGAUGUUAGAUAGGGCAUACACAUACAUGCACAUAAGGAUACAAUGGGUAAACUUAGCUAAUUUAUGGGCAAUUGCGUUCAUAUUUUUUUCAUAGCAAGGCAUAUGAAUGGAGUGGAGGCAAUGGCGACAAAAAAUCAUUCUUUUUGAGUGGCUGCACAAGGUCAUAAAUUUCUCCUCGUAUGACCAUAGCCUCAUUCAUUACUGUGGUAGCGUCGCAUCACUGGGAUGCGACGCUGUGGAUAAAAGCUGUGGAAUUCGGCCACCCUUAUGAGUUUUCGGAUGUGAUAAAAAAAAAGAGGCAGGGGGGGGGGUGAGUUGCUGCUAUGUCUUUUCAAUUUCGUGCGCGUCUUGUGAAGGCCAGACUUUUGAAGAAUGAAAAGUGGAAGUCACAGGACUAUUCGAACAUUAAUAAACAUCAUCUUCCAAAGUCUACACGGCGGCAGUACGCCUGGCCAUCACGAAUGAAUUGCAAUAAAUUGACAGUUGCGUCUCUCCCCGAGCAGUUUCUAGACACCGUCUCCAUCUGUACGAAGUCGGAAAACGCCACGCACACACACGCAUAAACACAGACAUUUGAAGAGCACACGGCAUUCAGAGUCGCUUCAUUGCUUUAGUUUUUCAUUCUACGAUAGAAAUCUUGCAGAAUGAUAACUUUCGCAGUGUUUGCCGUCCGCCAUGCAUCAAUAAAUAAUUUGUUUUCGUUUCUA
Molecule: messenger RNA, 2107 nt
Organism: Dermacentor albipictus
Lineage: Eukaryota; Metazoa; Arthropoda; Arachnida; Ixodida; Ixodidae
Biological process (GO): digestion; lipid catabolic process
Cellular component (GO): extracellular region
Molecular function (GO): enzyme activator activity
Source: RefSeq, a predicted model, not a curated record